Messenger RNA from Chrysochloris asiatica (Cape golden mole), 1875 nucleotides. Its product is annotated as guanylate-binding protein 4-like. NCBI's taxonomy places the organism in Eukaryota, Metazoa, Chordata, Mammalia, Afrosoricida, Chrysochloridae. The record is from RefSeq and is a predicted model, not a curated record. The transcript is spliced from 10 exons. Gene Ontology annotation, molecular function: GTP binding; GTPase activity. Gene Ontology annotation, biological process: defense response to Gram-positive bacterium; defense response to protozoan. The coding region runs from base 1 to 1875 and encodes 624 amino acids.
AUGACUUCCAGAUCCAUCAUGAAUUCCCCUAUUUGUUUGGUGGAAAACCAUAAAGAGAAACUGACUGUGAAUCCAAAAGCUUUAGAGAUUCUGGAAGCGAUUUCUCAGCCUGUGGUGGUGGUAGCCAUUGUAGGACUGUAUCGUACAGGAAAAUCCUACCUGAUGAACCGCCUUGCAGGACAGAACCAUGGCUUCCAUCUGGGCUCCACAGUGAGGUCUGAAACCAAGGGCAUCUGGAUGUGGUGUGUACCUCACCCCUCUAAACCCAAUCAAACCCUGGUCCUUCUGGAUACUGAGGGACUGGGUGAUGUGGAAAAGGGUGACCCUAAGAAUGACUCAUGGAUCUUUGCGCUGGCUGUACUUCUGAGCAGCACCUUUGUCUACAACAGCAUGUGCACCAUCAACCACCAGGCCCUGGAGCAGCUGCACUACGUGACUGAACUAACGGAGCUAAUCAGGGCAAAAUCCUCCUCCAGAAAUGAUGAAGUAAGCGACUCUACUGAUUUUAUAAGUUUCUUCCCAGACUUUGUUUGGACUGUUCGGGAUUUCAGUCUGGAGCUGAAGUUAGAAGGAGAACCUAUCACUGAAGACAAGUACCUGGAUAAUUCCUUGAAGCUGAUUAAAGGCACAAAUCCCAAAAUCCAAAAGUCCAACCUGCCUAGAGAAUGUAUCAGGCGCUUCUUCCCAAAACGGAAAUGUUUUGUGUUUGAUCGUCCCACAAGUGACAACAGUCUCUUACACCAUAUUGAGGAAGUGCCAGAAGAGCAGCUUGAUAGUAAUUUUCGGAAGCAAGCAGAAAAUUUCUGUUCCUACAUCUACAGUCAAGCAAAGAUCAAGACCCUGAGGCAGGGAAUCAUUGUCACUGGGAACCGCCUGGAGACUCUGUUGGUAACCUACUUGGAUUUCAUCAAUAGUGGAAAAGUGCCCUGUCUGGAAAAUGCUGUGACAAUCCUAGCCCAGCGUGAGAACUUGGCAGCUGUGGAGAAAGCAGCUAAGCAUUACAGUGAGCAGAUGGCCCAGUGUGCCAAGUUCCCCACAGACACACUCCAGGAACUGCUGGAUAUGCAUACGGCCUGUGAGAAGAAAGCCAUUCAUGUCUUCAUGGAGCACUCCUUCAAGGAUGAAAAUUAUGAGUUCCAGAAACAGCUUGUGGGCACCAUAGAGAAAAAGAAGGAGGAGUUUAUACUGCAGAAUGAAGAGGCAUCAGACAAAUACUGUCAGGCUAAGCUUACCGAGCUUUCUGAGUCUCUGAUGGAAAGUAUUUCAAGAGGAGCUUUCUCUGUUCCUGGAGGACACAAUCUCUACUUAGAAGUAAAAAAAAGAGUUGAACAAGACUAUAUGGGAGUUCCCAGGAAAGGAGUUAAGGCAAAUGAGGUCCUCCAGAGAUUCUUGCAGUCACAGGCACCAGUCGAAGAAUCCAUCCUGCAAUCAGACAAAGCCCUCACAGAUCGGGAGAAGGUCAUAGCAGCGGAACGGGCCAAGAUGGAGGCGAUAGAGAAGGAGAAGGAGCUGCUGAAAGAGAAACAGAAGGAGCAGCAACAAAAGAUGGAGGCUCAAGAGAAGAGCUUCAAAGAAAACAUGGAGCAAUUGAAAGAGAAGAUGGAAAAGGACAGAGAAGCACUCCUAAGAGAGCAGGAAAGGGUGCUGGAACAUAAACUGAAGGUCCAAGAAGAAUUGCUUAUGGAAGGAUUUAAAAAGAAGUCUGAGGAGUUAAAUAAUGAGAUAGAUAAACUACAAAAAGAGAUUGAAGCAGCAAAGAAUCAUUCAGGAUUUUCAAAUCUCCUCGAUGUAAUUGGCGAUACAUUAAUUGUACUACCUGGUGCUAGUAAAUUUAUUGGGGUAGGGAUGAAAAUUAUCAGCUCACGUAUAAAAUAG